AGAGUAUCUGGGGAUUUCAAUAUAAUUACCGUAAAAGAACAAGGGCAAAUUGGCCAAAGGAUACGUUAUUGUGGUUCCUUUGAUACUGCAUCCGGUAGCCCACUCAGCCGCUUCCUUUUAAACCCUAAACUCCAGUCCGUUCUCCCAGUAGAGCCGCAUCGGGUAGAGCUUCCGCCAGUUUUUUCGCCGCCGUCAACCUCCUUGUUUCUGUCUCCUCCGCCAUUGCGAGAUGGCUCCAAAGCAACCCAACACUGGCUUGUUUGUGGGGCUCAAUAAAGGCCAUGUUGUGACCAAGAAGGAAUUGGCACCUCGUCCUUCUGAUAGGAAAGGGAAAACAAGCAAGAGGGUGCACUUCGUGAGAAGCCUCAUCAGGGAAGUUGCUGGCUUCGCGCCUUAUGAGAAGCGAAUCACUGAACUUCUUAAGGUUGGAAAAGACAAACGUGCACUAAAGGUUGCUAAGAGGAAGUUGGGAACUCACAAGAGGGCAAAGAAGAAGCGUGAAGAGAUGUCCAAUGUUCUUCGCAAGAUGAGGCAAGAUAAGCUUUGCAUCACCAAUCUACUUUUAAUUUUGAAAAUGAAUUUGAGUUAGGGAGAAUGGGAGAUCUUGUACUCCCAUUAGGUUCCGGUUCAUUUUGAAGCAUUCUGCUAAAGACUGGUUUGCUAACAUGCUAGCCAUAACUAGUUAUGAUCCUUAUUAGAGAUUAGCUGUAGCUUGUGUUAGCUUUGCCAUGAGUCAGUUGAUUUCUUCAUGAUUCUUUCAAUUUAUCAUGGGCAUUGUUAGUUAUUUUACUUCUUUUUUGCUAUGCCAUUCAUUUACAUGUGUUUCUGGGCAUUAACACAUGUAUACUUGAAUUGUAGGGCUGCUGGUGGUGGUGACAAGAAGAAGUAAGCUGCCAAAAGCUGGAAUUUUGCGUAGUUUUACCUGCUUUGUAAUAGAAGAGUAGCAGCAUAUGGAACUUAAGAGUUAAGAAUUGCAUUGUCUUCUUAUGGGAGCGUUGCUUUUGUUAUGUUUUGAGAAUUCACAUUGCAGUCAAGAACUUGGCUUUUUGAAUGUUGGAAAUUUUAGAGUUCGCUAUAUAAACUAAUUAUCUUAUCUUGGUGUGCUUGUUACCAUGAUGUGAUCUUCAACUAUAUGCAUGUAUUAUGUUGAAGAAUCAAUCAGAAAUAUCACUUGCGUUUCAGCUCACUGUUGUUUCCUUCAACCCGUUCAGUUUCAGAAUAUUGUUAUCUUUGUGUGCUUGUCACGAUGAUGUGAUCUUCACUGUUGUUUCCUUCAAUAUCACUCAACUGUUCAGCUUCAGAAUUUCUACUCAAGAUGCACCAUUGUGAUGAAUUGGAGAGUUCAAAUGGUUCUAUUAGUUAUCUGAACAAAAUUCAGUUGAAAUGCAAUGGACUUUGUACCAUUCUCCAAGGCUAAUACGAGGAGCAAAGAGAUGCACUUUCUUCCCCCUUGUAGUGUCUAUACACUCUCUCCCCCCUUCUAGUUUGUAACACGAUGUUGUCAUAUGGCAUUUGGCAACUGGAGAAGACAAAAAACGUAUGUAUGAUUUUGGACAGGCUUUCUAGCAUGUUUAGACAAACUAGGGUACAAUGUAACAUGUUUUGGCCAGCUCCAGAGCUACUAGAGAAUUAUCAGUUUAACAUGUUUUGGCACCAGCUUUGGUAGCUGCUGCUUGUCACAAAGCCUUGCUGUUUCGCUCCUUUCAAUAUCAUCAAACAUAGGAACGCAAGGAAUAGAAGUAUUAUUCCGUGGAUCAAUGAUAAGCUGCUCAAGUCCAACAGCAUAAUGUGACAAGUAUGCGACAAGUUCAUCUUCACAUCUACGACCAUAGUAACCUGAUAAUUCAACCACCUUAAGAUGUUUAUGUUUCAGGUCCAGGGGAUGUUUGAUUAUCUGGAUCGGUCCUUCCUUUCUCGAUGGUUGCACCCAAAAUAACUG
Oldenlandia corymbosa var. corymbosa is the source of this 1939-nucleotide messenger RNA. The record is from the annotation of a GenBank genome assembly. Lineage: Eukaryota; Viridiplantae; Streptophyta; Magnoliopsida; Gentianales; Rubiaceae.